Messenger RNA from Amborella trichopoda, 1395 nucleotides. The record is from RefSeq and is a predicted model, not a curated record. NCBI's taxonomy places the organism in Eukaryota, Viridiplantae, Streptophyta, Magnoliopsida, Amborellales, Amborellaceae.
AAUCCAUUUGUGGGAUGGAUUUUAAAGGACUUUGACAGUGUUGGCUUCGUAUCCGUUCUCCCACAUCCACAACACACUCAGCAAGCAGCAAGUUCAACUCAUGGCUGGUGCUUCAUUUUGCCUUGGCUUCUUUCCUUCGCCAACUUCUCACUUUUCUAAUCCCACUGCUGCUGCUCCUCUUCCUGCCUUUAUCUCCAAACCCAUUCCAAAGGCGCUUCAGCGCACCACACUCUGCAACAUUAGCACAGAAAUGCAUGAACGGGGAUUGCCCCUUAUUUGCUCAAAGGAAGGAUUGCAGUAUCCAAGGAGGCAUGCUAUGCUCGGCGCCCUCCACUUUUUUUCUGCCCCUUCUUUCUUUCCUUUGGUUGCAGCUGCGGAGGACACUGUUCUCCCAGUAUAUUACAGAAAUUACACUGACGAGGAAAAUAAGUUCAAGUUAUCGGUUCCUCAGGAUUGGUUAGUGGGGGAAGGAGAUCCCAACGGUAGCAGUUUGAUAACUGCUUUUUAUCCAGAGGAAAAAGCUGAUUGUAGUGUAAGCAUUGUCAUUACGAGACUUAGCCCAGAUUUUACAAGAUUGGAAUCUUUUGGCCCUGUUGAUGCAUUUGCUGAGACUCUGAUAGGUGGUUUAGAUAGAAGCUGGCAAAGGCCUCCUGGUGUAGCUGCAAAGCUCUUAGAUUCUAAAGCCAAAAAUGGCUUGUAUUACAUUGAAUAUUCACUGCAAAAUCCUGGUGAGAGUUGUAGACACAUAUUCUCGGUUCUUGGACUGGGAUUCAAUGGUUGGUAUAACAGACUUUACACUGUAACCGGACAGUUUUUAGAGGAAGACUCAAAUAAAUACAAAUCCAACAUUCAGAUGGCUAUUUCUUCUUUCAGGUUAAUCUGAGAAUGUUGUGGGAAUUUUGAAGUGUAACACCAGGUCUAAUGCCUUAAACGCGAACCUGUGUUAUGAAAGAAUUGAUCGUGAAGGAUAUAGCAUGAUUUUUUUUCCCUCGAUUAUUGCAGAGUCGUUACCAGAGCAAUAUCCAAGCUGCCGCAGUCAUUGACUGAAAACCAGCAUGAGAAUUGCUGAAACCCAUUCUUUUGCACCUUGCCAUGAGGGAUGAAUCCCAAUGUUGCUGUUUUUUUUGUAAUUGAAAGUCAUAUUCAAUGUUAUGGUACAUAUCUUGUUGAAAAUUGUACGGUAUAUAUUAUUUUCAUGGUUUCUUUGACUUUCUGGUGAUUUCACAGGUAAAAGAUUGUAUUGGUUGCAAAUUAAAACAAAGCAAUACGUCUGUACUUUUUACCCUCCAGAAGCAUUCCUCGUGCACUGCUUUGUUCUAUAACUCACUCGGAGCUUGUCUCUUUCUUCCUGUAAUUUAUCCCACUGAGUGAAGUUGAUGCUACUAUUUGACUCUA